Molecule: messenger RNA, 3495 nt
Organism: Cryptomeria japonica (Japanese cedar)
Lineage: Eukaryota; Viridiplantae; Streptophyta; Pinopsida; Cupressales; Cupressaceae
Product: receptor-like protein EIX2
Exons: 1
Coding region: 1-3495 (1164 amino acids)
Molecular function (GO): protein binding
Source: RefSeq, a predicted model, not a curated record
AUGUUGAUUGCAGGUGUUUCAAAGAACGAAAUUGAAGAAAACCCAAUGAAAUUCUCAGAGACUGUGGUCUGGAAGUUGUUUGGGUUUGCCCUAUUGCUGCCGAUUUGUUGGGUAUCUUGUUGUCCAGACGAUGAACGAAAAAUCCUCUUGGAUUUCAAACGGGGUCUUCACGACCCCUCUGGUCGACUGAAAACGUGGAAUGAUUCCACCGACUGUUGCAACUGGGAAGGAAUCAAAUGUGAUAAUAACAGAAAGCACGUCAUUCGGUUGGAUCUCCACAAUCCUUUCGGCAACAAUCCGGCAAUGGCUUUGCAGGAUUCAACCAGUGGUGUUGGUUCCGGUUCCCAGAUUUAUCUCGGUUCACUUUCUGUUGAGAGUAAUAGAAGAGACGUUCUUUCUCCUCUGUUUGAUCUGAAGAUGUUACAAGUCUUGGAUUUGAGCUACAACGCUUUCAUCGGUGUUGCUGUCCCUCAGGAACUCCCCACGCUGAAAUAUUUGCAGUAUUUGAACUUAUCAAAUGCUGGAUUUGUGGGAAAGAUUCCCAGGGAGUUGGGCAACAUGUCCACUUUGCGCUUCCUGGAUCUUUCCACCAAUUACUACAUUUCCUCUUCCUCCAUCACAAUUGAUGACAUGCAGAUGUGGACAGGAAACAUGAGGGUUUUAGAGGAGCUGCUGCUGGACGGGGUGAAUAUGUUGCAAGUGACAAGCGAUGAAUGGGGCAAAGCUAUCUCAGCCAUGUACAGUCUCAGGCGUCUUCAAAUGUCCAACUGUAUGCUUUCUGGCCCAAUUCCCCUUUCCCUUGCAAAUCUUAGCAGUUUAACCCACCUCCAACUUGGUGGCAAUUCCUUCUUCUCGUCCAUACCUGCUCGCUUCCACAACCUUUCCAAGCUGGUUUCUCUCAAGCUUAGCAGCUGUGAGCUCAAUGGUUCCAUCCCUUCUGAUCUGUUGAGCCUUCCAAACCUGCAAGAAGUUGACUUCUCUGCCAAUCUGGAUUUGGGAGGGAAUCUUUCAACCAUUCUGCCGCGACACUCUUCCAGGCUUAAGAGCCUUGUUCUUACAGCAACGAAUGUAGGAGGAGCUAUUCCAGAUUCAAUUGCCAACAUCUCCUCGUUAACUUUCUUCGAUCUAUCCGACUGCUCUGUUCAAGGUAAGCUUCCUCCCACCAUUGCAAAUCUUACAGCACUUGUAAUGUUGGAUAUCUCAAAUAACAAAUUAAAAGGAAGUAUACCAUCGUUUGGGGCUAAGCGUCCUUUAGAAACUCCAUUUCCUUUGGCCUACAUCGAUCUUUCAUUCAACCGGUUGAAUGGUAGCAUCCCCUCCAUGUUGUUCGAUGCAUUUGGGAAGCUCCGGUAUGUUGACUUGAGUCAUAACCUAUUGACCGGUCCCAUUCCAUCCCCUGACGUGAAUCUUACCUCCCUCAAAUUGCUUGAUCUGAGCUACAAUGAACUGAACGGCACAAUUCCUUCCUUGGCCAACAUCAAGCCCCUUGGUCUGCUUGAUCUGAGUAAUAACCUCUUGAGUGACAAAAUCCCGGCUUCCGUUGGUCAACUCCUUUCCCUCGGUACGCUUGAUCUUAGCAACAACCUGUUAACAGGUGCCAUACCUCGCAACAUUUCAAAUCUAUCUAAAUUGAAGGUUCUUUCCCUAUCCUCUAAUCAUUUGAGCGGGAACCUUACAGCGUCCCACCUUCAUAAUCUCUCCGAUCUGGUAUCUCUAGACAUUUCAAACAAUACGUUAACUGUGAAAAUCAGUCCGACUUGGAUUCCCCAAAACUUUUUUAGAACACUGAAACUAAGAUCAUGCAACAUGGAGGGUGAGUUCCCUGCCUUCUUAAUAACUCAAACUGAAAUUUCCAAUUUGGAUUUGUCCGAAAAUAGAUUAUGGGGCAAUAUUCCUGCGUGGAUAUGGGAUUCCCCUGCUCUUUUACAGCUCAACCUGUCUUAUAAUAACUUUUCAGGCGCUUUACCUUCUAAGCUAACGGGGACAAAAAAACUAAAGGUUCUAGACUUGCAUAGCAAUUACUUACAACAUCAGCUUCCGCUUCCUCCUCCUUCAGUGCUUGUGUUAGACUUGUCUGAAAAUCAGUUUUCUGCAUCCAUUCCAGUUGAAAUUGGGGAGUCUAAUCUUUGGUAUCUGUCGCUCUCUCACAACAAUCUCAGCGGUAGGAUCCCACCGACAUUAUGCAAUAUACCGUCCCCGAAUAUGAAGAUUCUGGAUUUUUCGUAUAAUAGUCUCACAGGUAAGAUUCCAGCAUCUCUUGCAAACUGCAGUUCUCUUGUGGUAUUGAAUUUGGAGAAAAAUUGUUUAGUAGGUGAGUUGCCAGCGGAGUUGGGAAGCCUGAUUUCGCUUCAAACACUAAAAAUCAGUGGAAAUAAUCUAAAUGGGACUCUGCCAACACUUGCAAAUUGUAAACAGUUGCAGAUAUUGGAUGUGGGGGACAACAGACUAACAGGGAAUAUUUCUUCAAAUGGGAUUCAAGAGCUUUCUAAUCUUAAGAUUUUGAUUUUAAGAUCAAACAAAUUUGAAGGAACUGUACCUGCUGAUGUAAGCAAAAUACCGUCUCUUCAAAUAUUAGACCUCUCAAUGAACAGAUUGACAGGAGUGAUUCCGGUCAGCAUUUCAGAGAUGAGGGGAAUGGCGAAUUGGUCAGAGAAUACAAAAGUCUUUGAGUUUGAAUGGUUAAAAGAUAAAAUUUAUGUAGAGAAAAUAAUCAUUAGAAACAAAGGAUUGGAGCUGGAGUAUGUGAGAUUUUUGAGCUUGGUAAAAUGCCUUGAUCUAUCAGGCAAUAGAAUAUCUGGUCAUGUCCCUCAAGGCAUGGGAUCUCUCGCUGGUUUGAUUAUCCUUAAUAUUUCAAGAAACAAUAUUAGUGGUACCAUACCUGAGUCCUUGGGAAACAUGGCACAGCUAGAGUCCCUUGACCUCUCGAAAAACCAACUGUCUGGAAUUAUUCCUGCAGCGUUGGUGAAUCUCACAUUCCUAAGUUACUUGAAUCUGUCAUACAAUAAUCUUACAGGAAUGAUACCGCAAGGGGCACAAUUCGCAACAUUUGAAGCCUCAUCCUUCUCGCAUAAUCCAGGUCUGCACGGCUUACAACUGAACGAGUCAUGGUCGCCUUCGCCAAAGGAUGAAAGCAAGCCAAAAAAGAAAGAAGGGGUGAAUAAAAACAGGGCAAGAGAGAGAAAUGAUAGUUUCAUUGUGUUGAUGGGGAUGAGCUUUGGAGUGGGCGCGGGCACAAUUGUAGCUCCAUUGUUGUUUCUGAAGAAACGGAGGGAAAAGUUCUUUGAUUUGUUAGACAGUAUAUUGAUUUGGAUUGUUGAUUUGAUUCCUUGUGAGAAGUGCAUUUCCUGUGACAAGUUGCAGAUAGUGAAAAUUUCGGACGGCGAAGACCAAGAGCAUUCCAAAGAAAGCAAGAAGAAAUUAAUACGCUUUUGCGUACGUUGUACUCAAAUUGACAGAGAGACUAAAACUAUAAUUUACACUAAAUGUAUAUGCUGA